AAGAUGGAGACCCACAUCUCGUGCUUGUUCCCGGAGCUGCUGGCCAUGAUCUUCGGCUACCUGGACGUGCGGGAUAAGGGGCGCGCGGCGCAGGUGUGCACGGCCUGGCGGGACGCCGCCUACCACAAGUCGGUGUGGCGGGGGGUGGAGGCCAAGCUGCACCUGCGCCGGGCCAACCCGUCGCUGUUCCCCAGCCUACAGGCCCGGGGCAUCCGCCGGGUGCAGAUCCUGAGCCUCCGCCGCAGCCUCAGCUACGUGAUCCAGGGUAUGGCCAACAUCGAGAGUCUCAACCUGAGCGGCUGCUACAACCUCACCGACAACGGGCUGGGCCACGCGUUCGUGCAGGAGAUCGGCUCCCUGCGCGCCCUCAACCUGAGCCUCUGCAAGCAGAUCACCGACAGUAGCCUGGGCCGCAUCGCCCAGUACCUCAAGGGCCUGGAGGUGCUGGAGCUGGGGGGCUGCAGCAACAUUACGAACACCGGCCUCCUGCUGGUCGCCUGGGGCCUGCAGCGCCUCAAGAGCCUUAAUCUCCGCAGCUGCCGCCACCUCUCGGACGUGGGCAUCGGGCAUCUGGCGGGCAUGACGCGCAGCGCGGCCGAGGGCUGCCUGGGCCUGGAGCAGCUCACGCUGCAGGACUGCCAGAAGCUCACCGACCUUUCCCUAAAGCACAUCUCCCGGGGACUGACGGGCCUGAGACUCCUCAACCUCAGCUUCUGCGGGGGCAUCUCGGACGCGGGCCUCCUGCACCUGUCGCACAUGGGCAGCCUGCGCAGCCUUAACCUGCGCUCCUGCGACAACAUCAGCGACACAGGCAUCAUGCAUCUGGCCAUGGGCAGCCUGCGCCUCUCGGGACUGGAUGUGUCGUUCUGUGACAAAGUGGGGGACCAGAGUCUGGCUUACAUAGCGCAGGGCCUGGACGGCCUCAAGUCCCUCUCUCUGUGCUCCUGCCACAUAAGUGAUGAUGGCAUCAACCGCAUGGUGCGGCAGAUGCAUGGGCUGCGCACGCUCAACAUCGGACAGUGUGUGCGCAUCACAGACAAGGGCCUAGAGCUGAUUGCCGAGCACCUGAGCCAGCUCACCGGCAUAGACCUGUAUGGCUGUACCCGCAUCACCAAGCGCGGCCUGGAGCGCAUCACGCAGCUGCCCUGCCUCAAGGUACUCAACCUGGGACUCUGGCAGAUGACGGACAGUGAGAAGGUCAGGUGAGGGCGGCAGCAUCGCUCCCCUUGUCCCACCCAGUUCAUCCUCCCGUCACCACCAUGCCCCCUGCCCCCCUUACAGAUCCCUGCGGAGAUGCCAUGGGGACAACGACGCCGCGCUUGGGGCUCGUUUCCUCCGCCCUCCUCAGCACCCCUGCCCACAGCACCCCAUUCUCCUCGUUGCCUCCAGGGCCCCUCUGCCAGCCCUGCCGUGCUCCCCAUCUUCUUCCGGGAUGGAGACAUGAACUCAGCUACUUCCGCACCCGCUCUGCAGGGGCCCGGAGGACUGGCUGCGCGGCGGUACCGACCCCGCUGCGUGGCGUCUGGAGUGGGGGAGGGGUGGGGAGUGACUAGUCCUUUCAGCUCUGGGGGGUGAGGAAAGUGUCUGCCUUCACUUAAGCUUUCAUUUGAAUACUGUGAUCUGGUGGUUAUUUUGAAACGUAUAAGAAGCAAACCCAACCCCAACGGCCUUCCACCCUGCUCCCUCCGUGACCCCGGCUUCUUUCGCACUGCUGCGCUAUUCACCCUCCGCGCAGGUCCGGGCCCUCGCUAUCCUUUCUUAAGAAAUCUGAAAUCAUGGUCCUUUUUUUUCUGCUGAAUAUAUUCUAUAUAUAUAUAUUAUAUAUAUAUAAAUUAUAUAUAUAUAUAUAUGUCUGGCUACCUCGUUUUAGUUUACUUUUUUCUCUGAAGCCCUGGAAUUCUACAAGAGAGAGAUUUUGAGACUGAAACAUUUUUGUGCCUAGACUGGAAAGAUGCCCAUUGGGUUUGUACAUCUGUUUUGUUCUGGCUUCUUCCCAAACCCCAUCCAUUCCGUGUGUCCAACUUCCACAUUCUGGCUAUAAUUUCCUUUUUCUCCCUGUCCACUGGGAUUUGAGGGCCCAAGGGUGUUCCUAAAUCUUGACUUAAUUUAUA
Manis pentadactyla (Chinese pangolin) is the source of this 2111-nucleotide messenger RNA. It is a transcript of the gene FBXL14, whose product is annotated as F-box and leucine rich repeat protein 14. The record is from RefSeq and is a predicted model, not a curated record. Gene Ontology annotation, biological process: SCF-dependent proteasomal ubiquitin-dependent protein catabolic process. The transcript has a single exon. Gene Ontology annotation, cellular component: SCF ubiquitin ligase complex. Gene Ontology annotation, molecular function: protein binding. Lineage: Eukaryota; Metazoa; Chordata; Mammalia; Pholidota; Manidae. Bases 4 to 1206 code for a protein of 400 amino acids.